This is a messenger RNA of Diceros bicornis minor, 2394 nucleotides long. It is a transcript of the gene ZNF239, whose product is annotated as zinc finger protein 239. Gene Ontology annotation, cellular component: nucleus. The annotation marks the transcript as partial. Gene Ontology annotation, biological process: regulation of transcription by RNA polymerase II. The transcript has a single exon. Gene Ontology annotation, molecular function: RNA polymerase II cis-regulatory region sequence-specific DNA binding; DNA-binding transcription activator activity, RNA polymerase II-specific. The record is from RefSeq and is a predicted model, not a curated record. Lineage: Eukaryota; Metazoa; Chordata; Mammalia; Perissodactyla; Rhinocerotidae.
AUUUUGGAAGAGAUAGCCAGUACAAUAACUGGGAGAGAGGAUUAUAUUGUGACUCUUCAAGGGGAAGUGUACGGGAACCCUGAACUAGAUCUUUCCUCAUGUCAAAAGUCGGCAUCUUCUAAUAUUUCCAGAAACAAGAGCAGUGUGGUAACUCUUCAAAGUGAUAAUGUCAAAAACAUAGAAAGUGAAGAAUAUUUGUCUUUGAAAGUUCCAGGCCAAAUGACCAUGCAGGACUCCUCAGUGAUGUUCUGUAAGAAUGAGCCCCAGGAUCCUCAGGAAAGCAAAAGUCUAUUUGUAACUGAAGAAAGCACUGAGAGAAAAGUAAUAGGGGAGAAAAGUCCUCCCAGGGACCAUUGUUCAGAGAACCUUCAAAUUAAAUUUGUGUCUGAUGUAACAGAACUGGUCUCGCCAUUGUUCAGUGGUGAGGCAAUCUGCCAGAAUGGCCAGCUGAAAGAAUACUUGGAUCCCCUAGACUGUAACCACAAAGACAGUUGUGGUUGGAAAUCACAGGUGGCCAGUCGUAGUCAUCAGAGAGCUCAUACAGAAGAGAAACCCUGUAACCGAUAUCACUGUGGGAAAAUACUGAACACCAGCUCAGAUGGCCAUCCACGUGAGAAAAUCCACACUGCAGAGAAACGAUAUAGAUGUAGUCGGUGUGGUGAGGACUUCAAUGAGAGCUCAGCACUCCUACUUCAUCAGAGAGCCCACACAGGAGAAAAGCCCUACAAAUGUGAGCAGUGUGGGAAGGGCUUCACCAGGAGCUCAAGUCUCCUCAUCCAUCAAGCAGUCCACAUGGAUGAGAAACCUUACAAAUGCGACAAGUGUGGGAAGGGCUUCACGAGGAGUUCAAGUCUGCUCAUUCAUCACGCAGUGCACACAGGCGAGAAACCUUAUAAAUGUGACAAGUGUGGGAAAGGCUUUAGUCAGAGCUCCAAACUGCACAUCCACCAGCGAGUACACACUGGCGAGAAGCCCUAUGAGUGUGGGGAGUGUGGUAUGAGCUUCAGUCAGCGCUCUAACCUGCACAUCCACCAGCGAGUCCACACGGGAGAGAGGCCCUACAAAUGUGGAGAGUGCGGGAAGGGCUUCAGUCAGAGUUCAAACCUUCACAUUCACCGGUGCAUACACACAGGGGAGAAGCCCUACCAGUGCUAUGAGUGUGGGAAGGGCUUCAGCCAGAGCUCAGAUCUCCGCAUCCAUCUCAGAGUCCACACUGGAGAGAAGCCCUAUCACUGCGGCAAGUGUGGGAAGGGAUUUAGCCAGAGCUCCAAACUACUCAUCCACCAGAGAGUGCACACUGGAGAAAAGCCCUAUGAGUGCAGCAAGUGUGGGAAGGGCUUCAGCCAGAGCUCCAACCUCCAGAUCCACCAGCGGGUUCACAGGAAAGAUCCCUGUUAAAGAAGGUCUUCAGUCUCAGUGCUCAUACUCUAAAGACUGUUAAAUAUUUUUAACAUCACUCUUACCUUUAUAUUCUGUGAAAGAAAGGGAGAGUUAUUCGGAUAUGUUCCCUCACUGAAACUCAUUCAUUCAUUUCAAAUAUUUAAGUACCAAGCACUUUGUUAUGCUAUAACAUGAAUUGAUUGUUCUGGUUCCUCAGAUGGAUGGAAUGAAAACAUCUAUACUUUGCAGUUCAGCCGAUGUUAUUAGAACUACAUAUCCUACCCAGCAUUCAUAACUGCAAGAACUUUAUAUUUGUCCAAGCAGAACAUGUUUCCCUUUGUUCACAAUCUCUUAGAAAUUGGAGCUCUGGUUUCUCUUCAAAUUAUGUGCCUUGUGUUUUUCAUAUUUCUUUCCAGCCCUGAGUAACCCUGUCUAAACUACAAUUGUACAAUAUGUUAGUUUUAGGCUGAGGAGGUGGUUGGAGUUACAAUAGGCAUGGAAAUCUAUUGUGUUUAUUGCAAAACUGUACAAAAGUCUGUGGCCAUACAACAAGAAGGUGGAGAAGAGCUACUCAUGUAUUACACCCCAUACACUGUUUUACAGGGUGUUGAACCCCCUCCCCUCACCUUCCUGAAGGCAACUGCUCAGCAAAAUAAGUAGUUCUUCUUCCUGGAUGCUCCUAGUCUAUUGGGAUUCUUCUGAUUCUCGCCACCUCAGUUGACCCCCCUGCAACCUAAAGCCAACGAGGGUACAUACACCAUGUUAAAACAUGUCAAAUGAAGUUGAAAUAUAUUUAAAUGUAUUUAAUUCUUCUCUCAACAAUUCCUUGUUUCCUUAAUUUUCUUCACCACCUAUGUUCUAAGCAAAACAAAGGAGUCAGGAGAGAAAGUCCUGAUAUUUGUCUCUUCAGGCUUAUCUAGUGUUUUAAUAUUUGAUGUACUCUCAAAAAAUCAUUAGUUUUUGCAGCAUCCCCAGCCUCUUUAGACUUCGCUGUUGACAUCUAACUCAUAUUUA